Penicillium subrubescens is the source of this 981-nucleotide messenger RNA. RefSeq lists its product as uncharacterized. Lineage: Eukaryota; Fungi; Ascomycota; Eurotiomycetes; Eurotiales; Aspergillaceae. The coding region runs from base 1 to 981 and encodes 326 amino acids. Gene Ontology annotation, molecular function: alpha-L-arabinofuranosidase activity. The transcript has a single exon. Gene Ontology annotation, biological process: L-arabinose metabolic process. The record is from RefSeq and is a predicted model, not a curated record.
AUGCGAUCGCCCCUGGCGAAGAUAGUCUUGCGGUCAUCCGUUGCCUUGCUACUGGCAUCGGUAGGCACUGUCGUGGCAAGCUGCAGUCUCCCAUCAACCUAUAGUUGGACAUCAACUGGCCCGCUAGCACAGCCCAAGUCAGACUGGGUCUCGCUCAAAGACUUCACCAACGUGGUUUACAAUGGCCAGCAUCUCGUAUAUGCUUCGGUCGCCGAUACAUCGGGCGCCUAUCACUCGAUGAACUUUGGCCUCUUUAGCGACUGGUCCCAAAUGCAAUGGGCAAGCCAGAAUCAAAUGAUCAAUUCUGCUGUCGCACCGACAUUGUUCUACUUCGCCCCCAAGUCCACCUGGGUCCUCGUCUACCAAUGGGGUUCGACCACCUUCUCAUACCGAACCUCGAGUGAUCCCUCCGAUCCGAAUGGUUGGUCAUCGGAGAACCCGCUUUUCACUGGUAGUAUCUUUAACGGGGCCGCCCUCGACCAGGCCGUUAUUGGUGACUCUGAGAAUAUGUACCUCUUCUUCGCAGACGACAACGGCAAGAUCUACCGCGCCAGCAUGCCUAUUGGUAACUUCCCGGGGUCCUUUGGCAGCGCGUAUGAGGUCGUCUUGAGCGAUUCCCCCGAAAACUUAUUUGAAGCCGUGCAAGUCUACACAGUCUCAGGUCAGAACAAGUACUUGAUGAUUGUUGAGGCGAGGGGUGAGAAUGGGCGCUACUUCCGCUCCUUCACGGCCGAUAAUCUCGGCGGCUCGUGGAAUGUUCAGGCGGGUACGGAGAGCCAGCCCUUUGCUGGAAAGGCUAACAGCGGCGCUACCUGGACGAAUGAUAUCAGUCACGGCGAUUUGGUUCGCAACAACCCAGAUCAAACUAUGUCUAUUGACCCGUGCAAUCUGCAGUUCUUAUACCAGGGACGAGACCCCAAUGUUAAACCCACGUACGACCUUCUACCUUAUCGACCGGGAUUGUUGACGCUGAAAAAUUGA